UAUAAAAGUCGGAUAAGCCUUCACAAAAGUCCUUAGACCCUGGAAACAUUUCCAUUUUCUCUCAUUUUCUAUCAUUUCUCUUGGAUAAUUUUUCUUUGCAUUUCACUUGAAUUUUUCUGUAUAGAAAAGGGACUGUUCUGUUUGGUCUGCAGCAAAACCAAAAUAAUUACAAAUUUGAUCAGGGAAGUUUGAUAAUUGAUACAAAGAUGACUGUGAAGAAGGUUACAUGGAAAUCUCUCAUGUUAAGCUGUUACAAGAGCAAGAACUCAUCGUCUGAUUCAAGCGAGAAGAUUGUGAAGCCAUGUCAAUUUCAGAGACUAUCGAUGUCGGAUAUAAGCGAUCCCAGCACAACACUCUCCGUUGAUGAUCUCUCAACCUCUCUCGUUGGCUCAAAUCUUCACGUUUUUACCUUGGAGGAGCUAAGACUGAUAACCCAUAAUUUUGCACGGUGUAAUCUGCUUGGUGAAGGAGGGUUCGGACCAGUUUACAAAGGUUUUAUUGAUGACAAGCUUAGGCCUGGAUUGAAGGCUCAGCCUGUGGCUGUCAAGGCACUGGACUUGGAUGGCUUGCAAGGUCACAGGGAGUGGCUGGCGGAAAUAAUCUUUCUUGGACAACUGAGGCAUCCUCAUCUGGUUAAGUUGAUUGGAUAUUGUUACGAAGAAGAGAACAGACUCCUAGUGUACGAAUACUUGCCAAGAGGCAGCUUAGAAAAUCAACUCUUUAGAAGGUAUUCUGCUACCUUACCAUGGUCAACCAGGAUGAAAAUUGCAUUAGGAGCGGCAAAGGGCCUCGCCUUCCUACAUGAAGCAGAUAAACCAGUGAUAUACCGGGACUUCAAAUCUUCAAACAUCUUAUUAGACUCUGAUUACAAUUGUAAACUAUCAGAUUUUGGGUUUGCAAAGGAUGGUCCAGAAGGAGAACAGACGCAUGUAACAACCCGAGUAAUAGGCACACAAGGAUAUGCUGCUCCAGAGUAUAUCAUGACUGGUCACUUGACAGCAAUGAGUGAUGUGUAUAGCUUUGGAGUAGUUCUCUUAGAGCUAUUAACAGGAAAGCGAUCAAUGGACAACACCCGCCCCAGUCGAGAGCAGAGCCUUGUAGAAUGGGUAAGGCCACUGUUAAGGGACCCUAAAAAGCUUGACCGGCUAAUAGACCCUAGACUCGAGGGACAAUUUUCCAACAAGGGGGCUCAAAAAGUAGCUGCACUGGCUUACAAAUGCUUGAGCCACCACCCAAAGCCAAGGCCCACAAUGGGCGAUGUGGUCAAGAUCCUGGAGUCUGUACAGGGGUUUGAGGAUGAAUUUAUUGAACCAUUUGUUUAUGUGGUGCCAAAUGAAACUGACGAUAGCAAUGAAUUUUUUUCAAAGAAAGAAAUUAAAAGAAGUGAGGAAGAGAAGGAUAGCAAUGGAGAAAAUGGACACAAUCCACUUCGUCGUAGCUGGAGAAAUCGGAUCAAAUUGCCUCUUUCUUUGGUAGCCAAUGCCGAAUCUCCAUGUAGCAUCAGUAUUUGAGAAUUUCAUAUGGAGGAACAGGAUACUACACUACAUGGUUGAAUUCAUCUAUUUAAGCUGUAAAUACUGUCAAGGCAGUUCCAGGAACAGCGAAAGGAGCAACAGAAGUAGAAAUAUUUAGUGGAAACAGCUUGGAUUGGAGUAUUAAAAAAAUCACAUCAUUACAGCAUAAACACAUUUAGUUCUAGAAUUCAAAAAUGUUUGUUUUAAAGUAGAAAAUAAUAUUUGAAGGGCACUAGAAGAACUGAAGUGUUCAUGAGUUGUUCUGUUAGCUUGGUAAUAGACGAAAACAAAAGAUCUUUGACUCAAUUUCGCAGGCAAGAUAUUAUUCGGUGUUUUGAAUGAAAUAUAGAUAUUAUUGCUACAAUUUGCAGUCCUUUAUUGUCAACAGGGGUGAAUUUUUUUCAAGCAAUACUUUGAACUGCAUACAUUUCCAUCCUGUUUUGUAUUGAAAGAAGAAUAGACAUAAACCUAACACGUAAACUUCAUUUUAAUUGCUCCUAACUUGAGAAUAGACAAAAACCUAACCUAGAUUUUAAUAAUAGCAGAUAAAUUUCAACAGCCUCACAGUAAACAAAAUCGCAGUGGCUUGAUUACAUCAAUGCAAGAAAAAUGAUUGGAAUUUUCAACAACCACUCACAGGCUGGCCCUCCAAACUCAUUAUAUACUUCAAAAUUUUCCUAGACUCGUUUUAUAUUGGUUACCAGUUUCUUGUAGAAGUUGGACAUUUCGUGUGACUUAUGGGAACUAAUCAUUUAUUUUCUAGGUUGUAAGUUAGUUUGUCUUAAUCUUAGCAAACUACAUCAUUAUCACUGUUAAU
Durio zibethinus is the source of this 2331-nucleotide messenger RNA. Its product is annotated as putative serine/threonine-protein kinase PBL12. Lineage: Eukaryota; Viridiplantae; Streptophyta; Magnoliopsida; Malvales; Malvaceae. Gene Ontology annotation, molecular function: ATP binding; protein kinase activity. Gene Ontology annotation, biological process: protein phosphorylation. The record is from RefSeq and is a predicted model, not a curated record.